GUGGGAGGUGGCGUGGAGGGAGGCCAGAGCGAACGCGGGAGCGCCAGACACAGCCUGGGUACCUGCCCCGUGGGUGCGUGCGCUGAGACCGAGGAGAAAGUUGGGGCGCCUGCGGAGACGAGAAAGGGUGUCGUCCUGACCCACCAGCAACAAUGGGCAGAAAACUGGAUCUCUCCAAGCUGACGGACGAAGAGGCCAAGCACGUGUGGGAAGUGGUUCAACGUGACUUUGAUCUUCGAAAGAAAGAGGAAGAACGAUUAGAGGAGCUGAAGGGCAAGAUCCGGAAGGAGAGCACGAAGAAGGAGCUGCUUUCGGGCCCGGCGCACCUGAACGAGACCCACUGCGGGCGCUGCCUCCAGCCCUAUCGCUUCCUGGUCAGCAGCAAGCGACAGUGCCUGGACUGUCACGUCUACACCUGCCAGAAGUGCGGCAGCUACAACCGGCGAGCGCAAGACUGGGUCUGCGAUGCGUGCCGGCUGGCCAGAGUUGUGAAGACAGGCUCCCUCGACUGGUACUAUGAGCAUGUGAGAGCAAGGUUUAAGCGUUUUGGUAGCGACAAAGUGAUGCGCUCUCUCCAUGGAAGGCUGCAGCUUGAACACAGUAACUCACCCGCUUCAGGUCUUCACAACAGAUCUCACAGCCUGCCAGACGUGAACAGUGGAGCGCAGCUCUCUCCUGUCGGAGGCAGUGGGGAAAGCGAGCAGACGUCUGAAGAUGAGGCUUUGGAUGGUGCCGAGGCUCAGCAUCUCAGCAGAGAAAAGCGGCUGCUGUCGGUUCACCCCUUUGACUUUGAAGUCGACUCUGACUGUUCAGCUCAGUCUUGUCCUCAGUCUCUGCAGCUUUGUCCAGCACCAACCACCCUGGACGGCUUUCAGGACGUGGGAUUUCACUCCUGUGACCAGACCCUCUCAGAUGCUCCCAGUGCUGACGACGACCACGAGGAAGCUGCCUCCCAGAAGGAUGCCCUGAUCACCGAUGCCAGCCUCGCCCCAGAGGCCGAGGACCUUCUCGAAGAGCAGGGAUGCAACAGCCCCAAGGUGUCUGUGCCCUCAGACCCCAGCCUGGAAAGAAAGCCCAGCCCUGAGGGAGAAGCCAUGGGGAGUGACCAGCCCCAGGUCCAGUACUUUGCCGACAUGGACACCUCAGACAAGGACCUUGAAGAGGCCCACCAGAUGGCAGCCCCCCCGGCCCACUAUUCCAAACGCAGAAGCUGGACUUCCUCCCCGGAAAGCACAGCUCCCUCUGAAACCCAGAUCUCUGACAUGAAUCGGCGCCUUCUGGUCAUCGAAUGCCUGCUGGCCCGGUUAGAGGAGAGAAUCCUGGUGCCCUGGGAGGAGUCCCUUGGGCCUGAGCCCCGCAAGGAUGCUGACAUAGAAGAGGAAGCCCUGAAGAGAAAACUUGGGGAGCUGACCAGCAAGGUCAGUGACAAGGGAGGGUCUUCAGAGGAAGAAGAGGAGGGCCAGAGUGGGCUGAGCCCAGGAGGGAGCUCUGUACCUGACAGCAGACCCAUCGAGGCACAGCAGGCUGGCCAGACACAUGGAGGGGAGAAUAGGCUUCUUGACCUUGAGGAACAAGUCCCACGCACCAGAAGCCCUGAGUCAGCGCUCUCGGAGCUGGAGGACAGAGUGACCUUGACGGCCGCUGAGGUUCAGCACGCGAAGAGGGAGGUGUCAGAUAUAAAAUCUCGAAUUGCUGCCCUCAGCGCUGCUGGACUCCUUGUCAAGACUUGGGAGAAACCAAGGAAUAAAUCAAACCUACAGAUACUUCCCCUGCAGCCCCCCAAGAGCAGCCUCGGAGUCGAAGAGCCGGAGCUCUCUGGGGCCAACAAGGUAAUGGCUAGGCCAAAUGUCCAGAGGAGAAUAUUCAAUAAUUCUCUCCAACUUCAAGACAGAGUUGAUGGCCCUUUCAGCCGAAUACCAGUUUACCGAGGGUCCUUGACCCAAAGAAAUCCCAAUGGGAAGAACAGAAGGGUGAAUCACAUCUUUGCGAAACCUGUGAUGAUCCAUCAACCUUAAAGAACACCUUCAACCUUGGAAGUCACAUAAAGAAUGACUCGUAUUUCCUCCACUAUCACUGCCAUUGUUUUCUUCUCCCUCCUCAAUUCUUUCCUGGAAAAAAGAGGAAACACUGCUUGUGUGGGAUUCCAGCUUCAAAAUAAUGACGGUUGUCAGUUUUUCCUCCAGCCCUCUGCAGAGUGAACUUAAGAAUUGAACUACAUGUCCCAUCACUUCCCAGACCACAGCAACCUACUUGCUACCUGAUGCUGUCUCUUUCCAGCUGGACAUAGAUUUAGAGCUAGGAGGGACCUUAGGGAACAUCUGCUCAUGGGAACACAGGAUCAUAGAUUUAGAGUAGGAAGAGACUUUUAAUCCAAUGCCUCCAUUUUACCCAUGAAAAUACUAACAUCCAGGAAGGGAAGUGAUUUGCCAAGGUCACCCAGGUAAAAAAUAGCAAAGCUGGGAUUUAAACCUAGGCCCCUUAAAAAGAGGAUAUCAACCCUCAAAGGACCCAUUUAGAUACCUAUUAGAUGAUCACUUUCUUGUAUUGCUUUUCUAACCACUGUUGCUACUACCAUAAUGAAAAGAAUGAAUGUAUCAAAGGCCACUGGAGAUCAACAUA
Vombatus ursinus (common wombat) is the source of this 2619-nucleotide messenger RNA. RefSeq names its product melanophilin (gene MLPH). The transcript has 17 exons. Gene Ontology annotation, molecular function: small GTPase binding; actin binding; myosin binding. The coding region runs from base 153 to 2015 and encodes 620 amino acids. Gene Ontology annotation, biological process: intracellular protein transport. The record is from RefSeq and is a predicted model, not a curated record. Gene Ontology annotation, cellular component: cortical actin cytoskeleton. NCBI's taxonomy places the organism in Eukaryota, Metazoa, Chordata, Mammalia, Diprotodontia, Vombatidae.